Messenger RNA from Symphalangus syndactylus (siamang), 8188 nucleotides. It is a transcript of the gene DENND11, whose product is annotated as DENN domain containing 11. Lineage: Eukaryota; Metazoa; Chordata; Mammalia; Primates; Hylobatidae. Gene Ontology annotation, cellular component: cytoplasm. The record is from RefSeq and is a predicted model, not a curated record.
CGCGCCCGCGGCUCCGCCUCGCCUCGCCAUGGUGGAGCAGGGAGACGCGGCGCCUCUGCUGCGCUGGGCCGAGGGCCCCGCCGUCUCCCUGCCGCAGGCCCCGGAGCCGCAGGCGGGAGGCUGGGGCCGGGGCGGCGGCGGGGGCGCCCGGCCGGCCGCGGAGCCGCCCCGGAGGCGGGAGCCCGAGGAGCCGGCCGCCCCGGAGGUGCUGCUGCAGCCCGGGCGCCUGGAGCUGGGCGACGUGGAGGAGGACCAGGUGGUGGCCGUGUUCGUGGUCACCUUCGACCCCCGCUCGGGAAACAUGGUAGAAUGGUGCUUACCUCAAGAUAUUGACCUUGAAGGUGUUGAGUUCAAGUCUAUGGCCAGUGGGUCCCAUAAAAUCCAGUCUGAUUUCAUCUAUUUCCGAAAGGGGCCCUUCUUCGGCCUGGCCUGCUUUGCCAACAUGCCAGUGGAGAGCGAGCUGGAACGUGGCGCGCGGAUGAAGUCUGUGGGCAUCCUGUCUCCCUCCUACACACUGCUCUACCGCUACAUGCACUUCUUGGAGAACCAGGUUCGGCACCAGCUGGAGAUGCCAGGACAUUACUCUCAUCUGGCUGCCUUCUAUGAGGACAAAAAGGGAGUGCUCCAUGCUGGUCCCGGCAGAGGCAGCAGCCUGCCCCCUGUCUACUGGCUGCCUUCCAUCCACCGAUACAUGUACCCUGAGAUGAAGAUCACACACCCAGCUGGCUGCAUGUCUCAGUUUAUAAAGUUCUUUGGAGAACAGAUCCUCAUCCUCUGGAAAUUUGCCUUACUCCGAAAGCGCAUUUUGAUAUUUUCUCCCCCACCUGUGGGCGUGGUGUGCUAUAGAGUGUACUGCUGCUGCUGCUUGGCCAACGUUUCACUGCCUGGCAUCGGGGGCACCAUUCCUGAGUCCAAGCCUUUCUUCUACGUGAACGUGGCUGACAUCGAGAGCCUGGAGGUAGAGGUGUCCUAUGUGGCCUGCACCACAGAGAAGAUAUUCGAGGAGAAACGGGAGCUGUAUGACGUCUACGUGGAUAACCAGAAUGUGAAGACACACCAUGACCACCUGCAGCCGCUGCUGAAGAUCAACAGUGCUGACAGGGAGAAGUACCGCCGGCUCAACGAGCAGAGGCAGAUGCUGUUGUACUCCCAGGAAGUAGAAGAAGACUACAACCCUUGUGAAGAGGACCUCUUCGUGCUGUGCAGAAGCCAGGGCCUUUCCACCUCACAGUACUGUUUUCAUUCCUAGACAGCUGGGUGAAGCAGCCUUCUGUGGCAUCAACUGAAUUGUCCCAGCUUCCUGUUUGGUCUUCCAGGGGUGAGGUUGUGGUUUGAUGUUGAAAACUUAAUGUGGGCAUUUCUACAAAGGUGCAGCACCUUGAUUCUAAUAGUGGACUUCCUAAAACCUACAUCCUGUUUAGGUGGAAGGUAUGUGAGACUUGAGCACAGCCACAGUCUCAUCCAGGUAUGACAUGUGCCACUGUGUCUGAAAUUCCUGAGCACCCAGGGCCGCUACAGGCACCAGGCACUUUGCCGACCUGAGAGCUGUAUGGGCCUGGACUCUGUCCUGAACGGGGCUUGUUUGUUCAUAAAGCACUCUAAAGCAGUGAGUUUUAAAUCCUGAUCUGUGCAUAAUCUCACUCCUCCCACAGAGUCAUCAAGGGAGAGCAAACACCCAAGGGUAACGUUGGCUCAGGUUCAUUUUGUUGUUGUUGAAUUUUUGCUUCCUCCUAGGACUAAGCAGAAAGAUAAGCAGUGUGUGGGGGCCUCUUCUCAGGCUGUGUUUAAACCCCGGUCACUUCCCUCAACAGGAAAAUGGAUUUUGACAGGCCAUCCUGCUUAGAGAUUUCCCUAAUCACACCAUAAUUAAUGCCAAAUGGUUUCUUUGCUAACCUUAGUGGCACUUGCAUAAUUGUUUAACUUUUACUCUUUUCUUCUUUUAAAAGAUACCUGCGAAUCCACUGAAAAGUACAUUAAACAAAACAGUAUAGUUUUGGUUCCCCAUAUGUGGAUUACCUGGUGAGCUUUAUUUCCCCCCCGCUUCCUUUCCUGUGUCUUGUCUUCCAAAUGCAGGUUUUUCCUAGAACAAAACAACCGGAUAUUUCAGACUUUGUUGGAGGUGUCUGCCAGUCAGGACAAAACUCUGACAGCAGAGCAUGCCCGGGGCAUGGGCCUAGACCCCCAAGGAGACCGGAGCUUUCUCCUGGACCUGCUGGAGGCCUAUGGCAUUGAUGUCAUGCUGGUCAUCGACAACCCCUGUUGCCCGUAGGAGGAGCCAACAGGACUGGGAGCCGCUUCACAUGGGAUGUCAGCAGCCUGGAGUUCACCCCAGACCCCCAGAGGGCCUCAUUUUUUAUUAAGUUGACACAAAGGAAUAUUGUUUAUACUUUCCAACAAACAUAAUUUUUGCAAUUUCCUUUCUGCCCCUUUCCCUAGAGAUAAGGUGAGAUCGCCUUGGUUUUGUGUCCUGCUGUGUUAGGAUAUUGGAAUCUGCCACUUUCUCCCAGAGCUGCUGGUCCUUUGGGCUUGGUCAUGGGAGUUGUAUCACUAGGAGUAGGCUGAGCUCUGGAAACAUUGGGAUGGGCUUUUCAGAAAGUCUUUGUGGUCUUUGUCCCUUGAUGUAUUUAAGAAUAAGACAACCAUCUGUCCCCUGUGGCCUUAGAUGUUCAUCUUCCUAAAGGCAGAAACUAGACCAGAUGAUCUUUUAAAGUUUUUAGUAGUUCUAGGAAGUCUGUAGUCUUGGGAUCAAAUCCCUUUUCUUGUUCAUUAGGGCAACUUUAUGUCUUCUCUGUUUACUUGAGUAGGGACCAUAAAGAGGGAAAAAAGGAUGUUUGUGACAACAAAUUUGAGGUUAUCUUAUGGUCAGAAUGACAGAGGUUGCUUAUCAGUGAGCUGAAAACUAAAAUUGUAGAAUGAAGCCUUGAAACCUUCCUCAAAGUAACUUCGCGGUGGCCAUGCAAUGUAAUGUUCCUUUCUCUGAACCCCUCCUCUUGGGAUGAAUUGGUAAAUUGCUAAGGGCCAAUGCUGGCCUUGGAGCUUGCAAGCAAAUUAAUUUUCCAAUUUAGUCUCUUAAGGGUUCAAUAUGCUCUUGGAGUAAGUUGGGUAUUUUUUAAAGGCUGAAGUUUCGGCUACUGGAGGAUAGAGCAGUUGAAGUUCGAGCAGGAUGGAGAAGCCACUCUAAGUCUCUUCAUCUGGACACGAGUUCUCUGGAGGCAUUAGCAGCAGCACCUCUGGGUCAACACAGAUUUACUGGAUUCCAAAAUCUAGCAAGGAUCUGAGCUGGUUAACUCAGAGGGUGGAGCAUGAUGCAUUUAUCAUUUUGGACCCCUCACAAACACACUUUAGCAGAGGUGACAUUCCUUAGGCUAAAUAAUUGGAUCCAGGGACAUAAUAGAUUUGUUGAGAGAAAAUGUGGCAGUGCCUUCACCCAGGACAGUGGUUAGGAAGCCCUGAGCAUCACUGAUGGAUUUAUCCAUUCUUUUCUGAAGUGCUCUGCUCUAGGCUGGGUCCUGUUGCCACCUGCCUGUUCUCUGGUUGGCUUCUGCAGGAGGGCAGCUUACAUGUUGUCAACCAGUUAGAAAGCCAGUUCCUGUGGGUCGAGUUUAGGCCUUUUUGGCCAUAGUUGAGAAUUUUGACUUGGGAUACUGGGUUGUUGGUGACAAAUAAUAUUUUCCUCUUCCCCCUUCCCGCCUGGCUCGGUUAUGGGAAUAGCCGUCAGUGCAUGCAUGUCUGUGACCAAGACCCAGCCAGAAUAAUGUACACAGCAGGGAGAAAUAACAUUCAGAUGGUGGGUCACACAUCUCAUCUCAAGAUAAGGUUCUUAGGGUUCACUGCUUUAUUCAAAAGUAUUUUCACUGUAGCUCCUUCAUAUGGAAUAUCAAAACUGAAGAAAUUCACAUGUGGAAAUGCAAAUAGACAUUGAUUAAUCAAGGUAGCAUCUUUAUGUAAAUAUAUAAAUAAGUUUGGGCAUUGAAAUGUAAACUGUACAGCUAAUAGACUUUUCUCCUCUGCAAUGUGGGUUGCUGUCAUUUCAGUAAUGUGUAUGUUUACAAAAGAAAAAAAAAAUCUGUGUUUCGAGGUUGAAGCCUCACCUUUUUUUCUCCUUUACAUGCAGCCCUCUCCUCUUGCCUCUCAAGGGUUGAGGGGUCCUUUCUAACUUAGGCCAAGUAAUGGUUACUUUUCGUGGUAUCCUGAGGUUCAGGGUGUUUUAAGCUGGGGGUAGGUGGUUAGAGGCAGGAGUAGAAGUGAAAGGAAAGGUCUGAUUCUCCUAGAGGACACAAGAAGACCUCCUUUUUCUGGAAUUAGGGAAUCUGCCGGAAGGAGCUGUUUUAGGCAUUUCUGCUCUGAGCCUUCUAUAUGCAAACACUGCGGUUUUAGCUGCAAGCUCAGAAGUGCUGCUGUAAACGUAGCAGGGUGAGAAUGAAGUUCCUGUAUUUUCCUUUGAAUGGUGAGUCAGGGCUUCUGGGUUCCCUUAACUUUGUGCUUGUCUCGGUAGCUUUCUGUCUCACAUAUCCGCAUGUCCACCCUCCUGCUCAUGUAGAGGGCCAGGGUAUGGGGGGCCCCAGAGGAGAAUGUGGCAGUGAGGCAGUGCCAUGUUUCAGGUCAUAGGGGCGUUGGGCUCAGCUGACCCCAACGCAGAACUUCUCCCUUUAAGAGAGAUUCCAAUAAAUCGGUUCUUCCCUACCUUGCCAGCUUCUUCAUAGGAUCAGAAAUCUUGCGCAGAGCCUCUGCUUGGCUGAACAGCGUGUGCGUUAUCUCUUCGGUUACCUUUGCCACUGUUGAGCAUCCUCAGAGUAUGUCUUGCCUGGGCCAUGAAGUGGAGCCUGUGGCCUUGGAAAUCACCUUUUGAAGCCUUGCUCUGUGCCAGAUUCUGCUCCCCAACAUGAGAAAUUAACAGGCACAACCCAGGAUCCUUUGCUACCAGUUCUUUACUAGGGAAUCCCACAGUGGCAACAGAAGCUAGGAGCCAUGUGGACCUGCUUUUCUGCCAGUCUUGAAAUACUUUCUGAGAAACCAUCUGCUUUUGUUCAGAAGAAAGUGCUGAACAUCGUUCACAGACUUCUAGGUCUGUACGCUCCUUAGGGGCGGGCAUUAUGAUUACCAUUGGCCUCCUGGAGGAGGGUUAGAAACCUGUGGCGUGACACCUUCUGCCACUAUCUCCUGCCGGGCCUCAGCCCUCGCCUGCCUGAGCAGGCCUAGUUCUCUUGUGAAGCUUUCAGCCUGAUCUCAUGCCACACUGUGAAAUGAACCAUGUGCCAGUUUGGAAAUAAUUGCUGACCUGAGAUGCUGGCUGGGCCGCCCUGUUGUUCAUGAAUAAGUCAGAAGAAAUUCCAGGUGGGAGUAGAAUUCAGGUUUGGGGCUCAUUGGUAUCCAUGUAAAAUAUGACAAAGGCCUGUUCAAGAGGGUGUUUUCAAUUCUGUAGGCUCAGCAGAUGAUACUACCCAGCCUUUGGGAAAAUGUCCAGUUGGCCCCGGCUUAGGACUCUCCACAAGGAGUUUGAAAUGGUAGGGCUUAUCCCCUACCAGACUAAAAGUAUGGCCCAAAUUAAAGUGUUUAUAAUUUGCUUGGCCUUUAAACAUGAAACAUUCCUUAUGCCUGGUAGAGACCAUUCCAGUGUCAGUGUCCCACCUGGGACCUGUACAGUCCUCAGUAUAUUAUGAUUGCAAUGAAUUAGAAGGCUUUUGCCUUCCAUAUCCAUCAUCCAUUAUAGCAUCUGUGCUUCCGUCUGGUUAAGGGGAGGGAAGCUGAAAUCAUUGAUGUAUCAAUAGAAGUAAUAUAGCACAGGAACUUGCAUCUAUAACUUACCUUGUUUUGUUCCACUUUAAAGUCAAGACAAGAAAGUUAAGAUAGCACACAGGUGCACAUGCUUCCAGAUGCCACAUGUGAACAUUUGUUGAUCAUGUGACUACCGAUGAUACUUUAGCUAGAAGAUAAAUUAAAUCUUAGCUAAAUCAUUGUUUUUCGUUCUGGUGGCUAUGAGGAUGAAUUUGCUCUCAGUCUUGAUACACUGAAAGCCAUUCAAACACAAUAAAAGAUGAAGUCACUCACCUUUAAACUGAGGCCUUCAGGGAAGCUUUUGUAAAGGACAGUAAUGAAUUAGGCUUUCAGUUGUAAGACAUCAACCCUCCAAGAAGAGGCAGAGACCCGAGGGACCAUUUAUUUCCCUUUGAAACUGCAUAGCCCAGGGAAUGGAUUGAGAUGCUUUCUCCAGUCCCUGUAUAGGUUAUCCUUGCAGAGGUAAAGGAGGAGGGGCAGGUGGAUGAAUAAAAUAGGAUAAUGCUCAGCUUGGCAGUGAACUUGCCUUAGUGUGAUGACAGGUCUAACAUGGGCAAGACAAUUAGAAUGGGGACCAAUAUGCCAGGCAUGGGCUUUUAUCUCCCUAAUAGAUCCCAAGCUAGUAGGCUUGGAUUCUGCCAAGUGGCCAGCCCUCCUGUCUUCUCCCCGUACCUUGUAGUUAGACCAAGGUGAGAAUCCUGCUGACCCCAGUCCCGUCCCCUCUCAUUUCAGGAAAACCCUUUUGUGAUUCAGGUAGGGGGAGAGGAGGAGUUAAGGGCUCCAUUUACUCCCAAGUCAUGAAUUUUUAAUAUUCCAUUUUUAUUACUAAUAUACCUCUCUUCCUAGAAGCUACUGGAGUGUUGAGUGUUGUGGGAAAAGGCUAACUGUGAAUUAAGUUAAUGUUUUUCUUAUAAGAAAUGGAAGUUUAUUUUUUUAUUGAUAUUACUAUGUGAUGAACUGAGUAUGCAUAUACUGAAAUGGAAGGAAAUUUUAAAACUAUUAUUCUAGAAGAAAUGGGCAGUUUUGUAAUUUGGUGGUGGCUGAGACCCCAUAGAAGUUUUACUAUGUAAAUAAUUUGGAGAGUGAAUAAGGAGACUGUGCUAUGAAAUCUUGACAGCGUUCUUUAGGAGGCAGUCUUGACAGUCCUAGGAAGGUUGACAUAAAAAUACCAACCUUCAGUAAAGCUCUAGUAGAAAAAAGGGUAAAUGUCAUCAUUCUUAUUUUUAGGCCUCUUUCUUGAGAGAGGUGGGAGUGGGAGGUAGUGUUAUAACUGGCACUUUAAUUUGUUUUUGGAACUAGAAUUUAGGGGCAGUUGGAUGAAAUUGCAAAUUUAGAAGGGGAAUAAGAAUUUUCUAUUGCUAUAUAAAGAAAUGAUGAUGGAGAAAAAAGCCUUGCUUUCCUCUUUUUAGAAUUUAUUUUCGACUUUUAGCAUACUGUGGGGCUUUUAGAGCUAAUAUGAUCUAAAUUCAGAAAAUUUAAUUUCCAUAGUAGGCCAGGUGUGAAUUACUUAUGUUUGCUGUAGAAUGCUUAUUUAGACUAAUAAUAAAUUUACUUUGCUUUCUAAGGCUAGUCAGCGAAUGUGGGGAUGAGGCAGGAUGUUUUAAAUUAGCCAGAGAUGAUCCACAAAGUGAAUAGUCCACACAGAGGUCAUUGAAUUGGAUGGUUGCAAAUAUAUUGACAUUAGAGUGAAAACUCCUUCCUUUGGGUAAACUAAAGAAAGAUAAAGUAUACUAAAAAAUUUUAGAUGGUGUUAUACAAAAAAAAGUUUGGUUCUAACGCGUCCACGAAGACUGUCAAGUGAAGAAUGGUGGAGAUUCUUGGCGUUUGAGCAGCCAACCUGGAUGAGUGACUUCAGGGACAGAGCAGAGGAAAGCAAAAUGAAUUUUCUUUAUUUACCCAAAGCUUGUUGACUGAAUUUUUGUAUAGGUCCGGGAAAAUAAGCCUAAACAAAUAGUUGUAGCCUUAGAAAAACUGUUUUCCCAUUUCUUUCUGAGUUAGAAUCAGCAUAGCCUCCCUGUCGCCUUAAAUGUAAAAAUCCUAUUUUGAUUAAUACCCCAGCCUAAGAGUUAUAGCAAUACGAGAGACUGAAUCUAUUUUUGUUUUGGGUCUUUACCUCAUAUUAUGAAAUUAGUAAGACACUUCAUAAAUUUUGCCCUGAAUACUGGUGUGCCUAGGUAUGCCGUGCUCUCUCUCCGCGUCCAGUGGUGGUCAUUUUAAGGCCUAAAGAAAGCUGGGGUUAAUCCUGAAGCUAAGAGUAAAUGUUUCUUGAAUUGAUUUUGUUCUGUGGUACAAAUAACAUCUUUGAAUAUCAUGUCUGUAUAUAUCUGAACCAAGUUGUGUGCAGAGAGGUUGAUAUAACUAUAUUUACAGAAAAUGAUUUUUACAAUUAAAGUUCACAUUUUAACAUGAACAA